UGUUUGUAGGAUGACCACAUUCGGACGUCCCUUUAGAAAUACUUCUGGUAGCAUUUCUACAUCACGAUAUAUGCACCAACGAAGUAAACAACACCAUAUUCAUCACCAUCACAUCAUAUCUACCUUUCAAUUCUCGUUCAGAACGCAUCUCUAAUUCCAAUCAUGCCUUCUUUCCUUAUGAGAACUUCACACGGUCUCAUCAGCAUCUACGACUCAAAUCUCAAGAACGACAACCCCACUCUCCUUCUCCUACACGGCAACGCCUCAUCCUCCAAACAGUUCCGCCAUAUCAUCGACUCCCCGACUAUCAACAAAGGCUGGCGAAUCGUUACCUUCGACCUCCCCGGCCACGGCUGCUCGUCCAAUGCCCCUGAUGUCAAGACAACGUACUGUCAUCGCGGCUACGCCGAUCUGGCUAUACGUGUCUUGCAGCACCUCAGAAUAGAGUCUGUGGUGAUAGUGGGUUGGAGCCUCGGUGGUCAUAUUGCGAUUGAAAUGCUUCCUUGUCUCGCUCAUGAUGAUCCUCCCAUGGUCGAGGAAGCUCCUCGGAUCAGCGUGAAAGGCCUUAUGCUUAUCGGCACCCCUCCCGCGCGUGGUGCCGAGCAGAUGAGUCACGCGUUCAAGAUCCCUGCUAGUGGCCUUACGUUCGCGGGGAAUAGAAAUUGGGUCGAUUUGGAGGCAGAACUCUACUUGAGACGUGGUGUGGCUGCGGGCAAGGAAGAGUGCUAUGAGAAGUGGAUGUUGGAGGAUGCGGAGCGGACAGAUGGGCGGGCAAUAGUUUUCACAGCUGAUGCCGCGACUGGGACAAGGGAUAGCCCGCCCAAGGGUUGCGAUCAGAAGCGCGUGGUGGAGGCGACUGAUGUAUUGAUCGCGGUCGUGAACGGAGUGGAAGAUCAGUUUGUCAAUUUGGAUUAUAUCGACGAGGAAGUGAAGUGGAAAAGGCUUUGGAGGGGUGAGUGCUUAGGGUUAUCUGGACUGGGGCAUGCGCCAUUUUGGGAAGAUGCGGAGGGGUUUGAGAAGGUGUUGGAAGAGUUUUUGGACGAUUGUGAGGAGUGGGAGAGUACGGAUUGUGAUUCAGCUGUAGGUAUUUAGUCUACCAUGUUCAUGGUUCCUCCCCAUGUACGCAAGUCACUGAUACCUAAUGCAUAUGUAGUAUCCGCUACUGUUUCUUGUUGAAUGUGCUGGUUCUAUAACGCUGGCACGACGCGGCUAAGUAACACCGUAGAUAAUCGCAAUGCAGGUGUAUUUCCCAAACACCUUUGCCCACAGUAUGCAGCAGGUAGUAUCCGCUACAAUCCCAUCAU
Messenger RNA from Alternaria rosae, 1304 nucleotides. Its product is annotated as Alpha/Beta hydrolase protein. The transcript has a single exon. The record is from RefSeq and is a predicted model, not a curated record. Lineage: Eukaryota; Fungi; Ascomycota; Dothideomycetes; Pleosporales; Pleosporaceae. The coding region runs from base 163 to 1092 and encodes 309 amino acids.